CCGGCCCAGCUGUCCUCUCCAACCGCACUACUUCGAAACAGUAGCAGUAGCGGUGUUGCCUGCGCAUACGUAUACAUUUCCGUUGUACGAUUAACCUACCCAAGUUGCUUCCUUUCGGACCGGCCGUAGACCGAAUUGUCUCGGUAUACCUGGGAGAUCCUAGGUCUCCAUCAAUUCGUAACCAAUGGCCUUCCUCAUCCUGGUGAUCGGGGAUCUCCACAUCCCCGACCGCGCUCUCGACAUACCGCAAAAGUUUAAGAAACUCCUUUCGCCGGGAAAGAUCGGACAGACGCUAUGUCUAGGCAACCUGACGGACAAGCACACGUACGAGUACCUGCGUUCGAUUGCGCCGGACCUAAAAAUCGUAAAGGGCCGCUUCGACGUAGAAGCGACAUCGCUACCGCUAUAUCAAGUCGUAACACACGGAUCGCUGCGCAUCGGGUUCAUCGAAGGAUUUACGCUAGUGUCGACCGAGCCAGACUUGCUGCUCGCCGAGGCCAAUAAGUUAGACGUGGAUGUGCUGUGUUGGGGCGGAACCCACCGCUUCGAUGCCUUCGAGUAUAUGGACAAGUUUUUCGUGAACCCGGGCAGUGCUACGGGGGCGUUUACGACGGGGUGGACGAAGGAGGGUGAGGAUAUGGUACCUAGUUUCUGCUUGAUGGACGUCCAAGGUAUAUCGCUCACCCUCUACGUCUACCAGCUCCGCAAAGAUGAAAACGGGGUGGAAAACGUCGCGGUAGAGAAAGUCACAUACACAAAACCAGUAGAGCCUACGGCGGGCGGGUCGUCGUAAUCUUUAAAAAGGAAUGCAUGGAUAUCUAGAUCAACGAAUACCCCAAGCAUCAAAGAUGUAUCCCCACGAUGAAACUAAUAGCAGGCUAUUCUACUAGCCUCGAUAAAUCAUAUAAUCACAAUCAACCAUUGGGAAUGAAUCGAGAGAGAAA
Molecule: messenger RNA, 944 nt
Organism: Daldinia vernicosa
Lineage: Eukaryota; Fungi; Ascomycota; Sordariomycetes; Xylariales; Hypoxylaceae
Product: vacuolar protein sorting-associated protein
Exons: 3
Coding region: 185-793 (202 amino acids)
Biological process (GO): retrograde transport, endosome to Golgi; intracellular protein transport
Cellular component (GO): endosome; retromer complex
Source: RefSeq, a predicted model, not a curated record